This is a messenger RNA of Anopheles coustani, 832 nucleotides long. It is a transcript of the gene Spase25, whose product is annotated as signal peptidase complex subunit 2. The record is from RefSeq and is a predicted model, not a curated record. Gene Ontology annotation, biological process: protein targeting to ER. NCBI's taxonomy places the organism in Eukaryota, Metazoa, Arthropoda, Insecta, Diptera, Culicidae. The coding region runs from base 123 to 713 and encodes 196 amino acids. The transcript has 2 exons. Gene Ontology annotation, cellular component: membrane; signal peptidase complex.
CAUCCACAUCAACUUUGGCUAGUCCAGCAGCAGCAUCGUCGAGGAAAAUCUGCUUCUCCUGUGCCGAUUUCCUUGAAAAUUGUCCGUUCCAUUGGUUUUACGAGUUCCGAAGAUAUCUUAUUAUGUCGACCAAGACCAAGAAAUCAUCUGAUAGUGCGCAGAACAAGGAAGAUGAGGUGGUGCAGAUCAACAAAUGGGAUGGAACUGCGGUCAAGCACGCGUUGGAUGAUUCGGUUAAAAGUGCGCUGAUGAACCAUAACAAUAUGAAGGAGCUUUUUGGCAUCAUCGAUGGACGUUUGUUUAUUUGUGCACUGGCCGUCGGAAUCGCGCUGGUGGCGCUGGGCUAUGAUUAUGAGUACACGUUUCCUGCUUCCAAGCCCGUCCUUAUUGUCUGCGUUUGCUGCUACUUUUUCCUGAUGGGUGUCCUUACCGUCUACACGACGUACGUUGAAAAAGGAAUUUUUGUGCUGAGCGAACAGAAGGACACUUCUGGCAGCGUGAAGCGAUGGAAAGCUAGUUCCGACAUGAAGAAGUACGACGACAAAUAUGAACUAACCGUGCAGCUUAAGGAUUCGCGCGGCAUUCGAGAGGCCACGGUCACCAAGUCAGUGGCUAACUUUAUCGACACGAAUGGCGUAGUUCUGGACGAUUUGGUUGCCAGCGAAGUGAAUCGUAUUGUGAAUUCGUUAAACGCAGAUCGCAAAGAUAAGUAAAGCAGUGAGAGGAGCAUAAAGAGUCUCACUUUAGAGCAUGUAUUUUUUUUUGAAUGACUUCAGCACAUAGGUCUGGCAUAGAUCGAAGUAUAAUAAAAUAACAAUUCUCCCUCCUUUAA